This is a messenger RNA of Paramormyrops kingsleyae, 5245 nucleotides long. RefSeq names its product trafficking protein particle complex subunit 14 (gene trappc14). The record is from RefSeq and is a predicted model, not a curated record. Gene Ontology annotation, molecular function: alpha-tubulin binding. Gene Ontology annotation, biological process: cilium assembly. Gene Ontology annotation, cellular component: TRAPPII protein complex. NCBI's taxonomy places the organism in Eukaryota, Metazoa, Chordata, Actinopteri, Osteoglossiformes, Mormyridae.
UUCUCUACGUAUAAUAUGCCAGCUGCCUCAUUGCAUUACACCAUACUAUGCUGCCUCACUCCUCAGCAGCUCUCCUUGCUUCCAUAUAUCAUUGCUGUUGUGUCUCAGCAUUUUAUUUUUUUAUUUGAACAGUUAGAAAUGACUGUUUACCUUUACUUUUUAAAAACAGUCAUAUUAAUAUUCAGAAUCUCUUUGUCUAGGGUGCAUUGAUUGAACAGCACCACCGGCAAUGUUACACAAACUUGUAAGCAUACAGAAUAAACUCAGUUCCUGUUAUAUUAGGCCAAUGACACAGAAAGUCAAAACAUCAGAACACUGCUGCUUUGGAAGACGGCACAGCUUUCAAUAUGCCUUCAUAAAAAAUCGCAUUCUUCUAAGGCAUUGCAACACACAAAUUACACUAAUGGGUAUUAUAUUAGAAAUAUCUAAAGCUGCAUAAGAACUGGGUGUAGUUGCAGGAAUUCGUUGACAUGCAUGUGCAUUCUUUGACCAUUUCAUCUCCAGUGACUACAUAAAAAGUGCAUUAGAACAAAAAGAAUAUUUUGAAAAAAGCUAUUCCUAAAAAUAGAAAGAAUACUGCAUAGUAUCUUAAAUAUGAUUAUAUAGGCUGUUAUGAAAUAUAAAACUAGUGUUUUGUUGUUUUCGUGGUACAACUGGCCAUUUUCCGCCCCUGGAGUUGUAAUGAAUAAUGCAAUACACUAAAAUCAAUUCAGUGAUUAUCUCUGCAAACACAUGGACUCGUGUUAUUGUCAUUUCGUGGUUUCAUGCCGAUACAAGCACAGCAUAUGAGAAUAGGGGCAAGGUAAUGGUUUUGAUGUCACUAUUGUUGCAAUAAAGUAAAACGAAAUUGCGAUUUUUCAGGGUAUCAAUCUAGAACUAGGACAAGAACAGUUGAACAUCAAACACAGGACAAUAAAAAAAAUCAACACCAUACUCAACAGUACACUACAAUACACUACAUCGACUACAGCAAUGACACAGCAAUACAUGUAAACAAAUGUGCAGGACAGUGUAUAUAUCCAGUACACUGAACAAAUAACACAAACAUUACAUCUUCGAUUUUGCUACAUUAUGCAGUAAAAACUAUAAAUAUUGCAGAGAGAAGAACAGACACGGAUAUAUUCAAAAUUAGAUUACACUGACAUUAUUGUCAUAAAAGAGUAGUCCUAUCUUGGGACGAUGAUUUUUGAUUGAUUGCUUUUCCUGGUCUGCUCGUGUUAGGAUUCGAUAGUGCAUUACUUUGGCCUUAUAGUGCACUGUCAGACUGCACUGUGGUGCAAUGGGGCGAAUUUUGUGUCAAUGUGUGCAUAAUUAAGUUCAUAGAGACAUUAGAUAUGUCACGCGAAAAAUACACAUAUGAAUUAAUGUAAUUAAACUUCAGUAAAGUUCGGAAAUUACUGAAGACGACAGAGCGACUAUCAAAGCAGCAAGGAAGAGAAUUAGCCCGCAGCUAACGGGUUGGUCUCAUUUGCUGUAGGAAUGGUUUUAAUGAUGGAGUCUCAGUGUGAGUAUUUUAUGUAUUUCCCUGCCGUUCCCAUUUCGGACCUGUCAGACCCGGCCAGGUAUCGGACCCUCCCGCGCCGCAGCAAUCUUUAUCUUGGCGAGACAGUGCGCUUUUUGCUGGUCCUACGCUGCAAGGAGGGGACGGCUGGCUCGGCGGCUGGCAGCGGAUCGGAGAGCCCCAGCAGCCGGGCUUGGAGAGAGCUAGCCGGAUCUCUUUGUGCCGUGGCCAGCGUCAGCCCCGGCGAGAGCAGGCAGCGAUCGCAGCCCCACCGAGACUAUCAGAGUAGCGGCGAUGAGGGCGCCGAAGAGGGCGACGACGAGGAAAGCGGUGCAGCCAGCGCGGGCAGGAGGGAGGCAAGGAACCGGGGCUUCAGGGACUGUCAGCCUCUUCUCAUACACAACAACACGGGUAACGGCGGUCGGGAGUACCGCAGAGCUCCGCUGCAGUCUCCCCUGGACGAACCGGUGGUGCUGCCUGACGAAGUCAUCUUCCCCUUGACUGUGUCCCUUGACAAGCUCCCUGUCAGCACUCUCAAGGUGAAGGUCAUCGUAACAGUGUGGAAGCGGGACGUGGAGAAAGCGGAGGUCAGAGAGCACGGAUACCUCAACGUCCUGCAGCAGCGCAGCCCCAGCCAUACCUUUCGGCAUGACCUUAACACCUUCAAGGCGCAGGUUAGCACCACCCUGACUGUUCUGCCACCCCCUACUGUAAAGUGUCAGCAGAUGACCGUGUCUGGGAAGCACCUCACUGUCCUGAAAGUGUUAAACGGGUUCUCCCAGGAGGAGGUCUGCGUGCGAGACGUGCGGAUCCUUCCCAACUUCAAUGCCUCUUACCUCCCCGUGAUGCCGGACGGCUCCGUGCUCCUUGUCGAUAACGUGUGCCACCAGUCCGGCGAAGUUGCCAUGGCGUCCUUCUACCGGAUGGACAGCCUGUCCAGCAGCCUUCCGAGCAUGCUCAGUGCACUUGAGGAACAUAACUUCCUCUUCCAGCUUCAGCUCAGCGACCAGCCUCAGGAAGACACAAAGGAGGGGUUGGAGGUCCCCUUGGUAGCCGUCCUCCAGUGGUCCACACCUAAACUUCCAUUCACCAACUGCAUCUAUACACAUUACAGGCUGCCCAGUGUAAGGCUGGACCGGCCACGCUUCGUCAUGACCGCCAGCUGCCCCAGUGCGGUGGGGGUGCGGGAGCGCUUCCGUGUCCGAUACACGCUGCUCAACAACCUGCAGGACUUCCUGGCCGUGCGUCUGGUGUGGACACCUGAGGGUCGCGGUCAAUGUGAGGACCAGUCGGUCAGUGCGGUGGUGUGUCAUUCUCCACUCAGCAACCUGGGCCACUGCCAGAAAGGCAGCACCUUGUCCUUCACCGUGGCCUUCCAGAUCCUGAGGGCCGGGCUCUUCGAGCUCAGCCAACACAUGAAGCUGAAGCUGCAGUUCACAGCCUCCGUCUCCAACCCGCCCCCUGACGCGCGGCCUCUCUCCCGCAAGAACAGCCCAUCGAGCCCCGCUGUGCGGGAUCUGCUGGACCGUCACCAAGCCAGCCUGGGCCGUUCCCAGUCCUUCUCCCACCUGCAGCCUUCCCGAUCCCAUCUCAUGAGAACAGGCAGUGUUAUGGAGCGUCGAGCUAUCACGCCUCCCGUGGGCUCACCUAUCGGCCGGCCGUUGUACCAGCCCCAGGAGAAGGCCAUCCUAUCUCUGGACAAGAUUGCCAAACGUGAGUGCAAAGUCCUGGUUCUGGAGCCAGUCAGCUAAAGGGAUCGAGAGGCACAGCAACGGAACGAACGGCCGACGGGGAAUGACCACGAACGGAAGGCGACUCCAUCAUGAACACGCAGUGACUAUCCCUAAAUGCUGAGAGAUGAUAAUCCACUGGAGUCCACUGUAAUGUUUCAGAUGCAGCCUGACGGCCUGCUCUGAUGGAAACGGCUUCAGACUGACAGCUUCACAAACUGGCAGCAGAGGAUAAAAAGAGCAGGCGAAACGUUUCUGACAGGCAGGCGUUCGUUAAAGACCUGUGUCAGACUGUGCAUAGGAUCUCUGUGUUUUAAACUAGAAGGGUUAGUGGGCAUGAAACAUGAACAGUGUUAACAUACUGCACUCCAACAUCCAAUAUGCGCCAUGUACAAAUUUUAAGAGGAGUUUUAAGCUGGCACAAAUGGGUAUGAUAACGUUAUAGUAUUAUGUCAUCAUCAUAAUAAUAAUAAUAGUCAUAGUCAUGGUCGUAGCAACAAUAGUUCGAAGUGUUAGUAAUAGAAAUUCAUUGGUAAUUGCAGCGACAUUCAUAUAGUCCUGGCAUUUUGCUUGUAGCAGUCGUGAGUCAUAAGGGACAGGAUGCCCUGUACGCUGGAGGUUAUGCACGCUGGGCUUUGCGUGUGCAUGUGUUAAAGAACUGACAUUUUCUACGUUUGCAUCUGUGAACCCUGAUUUCUGUUUUUUUAUUCCAUUAUUUGCUGCAGUUUUGUAUGUUAGUGUUUCGGGUCCAGGAUUUCAUUUCAGGUUCUGUGUUUGCUCUUAAGCGAGCUGCUGGAUGUUGGAGAUGCCACACCCUUCACCGGGGCCUCUCCCUCUCCUCUUCCUGCCCUCCCUGGUAGCGUCCUGUAUGCAUUAUGUUUGGUCUUAUCUCUUCAUUCCAAUCCCGCACUGUCUGGUCGUGCCUGGUCUUCACCUCGCAAUCGCUCUGCCUUCCUCACAUUCCUCUCACUCCAGGCACUUCUGGCAGGGUGUAGCAGCUGUGCAAUGUUCCUUUAGACUUUCGGUAGGCAUUCAUUCGUCUGUCUGAAAUCGCUCACUGACACAUAUUUUGCCAUCAUACAUCCUCCAUACUUGAGCUUAUCGUAGUUUGGUAUUAAUUCACCGUAACGAAAUGUUUACAUGCAUUGGGGCACAAGGGUGGCCAGGCUGCACAGUUGUGCAACCAAAUGCGAGUGAGUAUUAUUUUGUACUAUAUUAACUUGUACUGUUUAGCCCAUGGGAGUUUUGCUUAAACAAAUAUGUUCUGAGGGCAGAAAGAAAAAUGAUAAUUAGUUAGAUAACCAAUCAGAUUGUUGACUAGGUGGGUCCAAGCAACUAGAGGAGGUGGGACCAACCAAUCAGAUGUCUUGGUUACCCCUCCUACAAUCUGAUUGGUUAUCUCUUUGAACCAAUCAUUUUUUUGUCCUGUCCUUAGAACAUUUUUGUCUAAGUAAAACUCCACAGGCUACUGUUUAUUGAGUCGUGACACUGGAUUUAGUGUUUCAUUUGGCGUGAAGGUUGGGAAUGUAAGACUCAGCCCUGUAACUUGCCAUGAUAGCUAAGAAACAAGUGUGAGCUUCAAGAACUCUCCCCCAUUCAGGACACACAUUUUUUUUUCUAUUUAAGGGGGCGCGUGUCUCCGUUUUGUUAGUCCGCAGGGGUUUCAUGCAUCACUUCCCCAAAUGGCAUGUUUGGGACCAAGGGCAUGUUGUCAUGUUGUGAGGAACCACAUUGAUGUACAAGGGAUGCUUGAUUUUUAAAUUGUAUUUUAUUUUUUCCAUCGUUUUUAUUUUUGUAAUGAACAAAUGCAUUUGUUCUCGUUCAUUUUAAGCACUUUAUGUAAGUUAUUUUAAACUCUGUUGUAUUGUUUCAGACUGAAUGGGUUUUUCCCCUUUUGCUUGUUGACAUAAUUUUAAUUUUUAUAAGGAAACCAGAAUCUUACCAUGUUCAAUAUGUUUACCGGCUGAGGGUUGGUCGUUUCACUCUAGCAAUUAAUAAAAUGCAGUAAAAUUGG